UCUCUGUGCUUGUGUCACAGGGCGAAGACAAUCAAGAAUGUGGUGACAGUGAACGAGGAACUUACAGCCGAGGAAUGGAAAAGACGAUAUGAAAGGGAGAGGGAUAAAGUGAGUCGGCUGCGGGCUCAACUGGAUCGCAUGCAGGCAGAAUUGUCCAGGUGGCGCGGUGGUGAGACUGUCUCUGCAGAUGAACAGGUCAAUCUGAAGGAAGCCUUCCAGGAGGCUAAUGCUACCACUCCUGGUGCUGCUGGAGAUAUUAUACCUGGCUCUUUCCCCAACCCUGCCACCUGCUCCACCUGUGCCAGUAGUGGCUGUUUCUGCCCUGUCUGGAGACGAACGGCUAACAUUUGAAGAGGAGAGGGAACGACUAUACAAGCAACUGGAUGAUAAGGAUGAGG
Messenger RNA from Darwinula stevensoni, 398 nucleotides. NCBI's taxonomy places the organism in Eukaryota, Metazoa, Arthropoda, Ostracoda, Podocopida, Darwinulidae. The record is from the annotation of a GenBank genome assembly.